AUGGCGAUAAACGGCGAUGCCGGGCGGGCAAUCGCUAUAAUGUGGGCGUUGACGGCCGCUACGCUCGUGUUCGUCAUCCUUCGUCUCCACGUUCGGCAAACAUUGAAGAUAACUGGAGUUGAUGAUUAUGUCUACUGCUUGCUCUUCCUGCUGUGUUAUACCGUCUUUACAACCAUAUCAGCUGCGUACGGAUUCGGCCAAAAGACGGCAGAUAUCAUAGACCCUCAGGACAUUGUCGACGCAAAACUUUUCGGAGUUAUUGGCCAGAUUUUCGCGAUUGUAGGUAUGGCAGUAGCUAAAUGCUCUCUGGGGCUAUUUUUCCUCCGCAUUGUUCAAUUGCGGUGGCAUAAGGCUCUUAUCUGGCUUGUCAUGGGUUUUCUAAUGGCCACUUCCAUCUCGGACUGUUUCGUCUUUCUGCUGCACUGCACGCCGCCGGGCUACCUUUGGGAUGAUAGAAUCAAGGGUGGUUACUGCCAUAUUGAUCACAUGCCAACUUCUCUAUUGGUCUGCAGUAUGUUGUCUGGUUCUUUAAAGGCCACAGAAAAUUCCAAGGGCUUACAUUUUCAAAGUUCUCUGCGUCAUUGUUGA
Molecule: messenger RNA, 588 nt
Organism: Pochonia chlamydosporia 170
Lineage: Eukaryota; Fungi; Ascomycota; Sordariomycetes; Hypocreales; Clavicipitaceae
Exons: 2
Coding region: 1-588 (195 amino acids)
Source: RefSeq, a predicted model, not a curated record